CACAGGAAUCUGUACAAGGAUGUCAUGAUGGAGAAUCAGCAGUCUCUCACAUCACCGGGUAAAGACGGGAUGAGAGUCUACCAUAGGCAUCUCCAUUUUUCUUCCAAUCACAAAGCAGAAGAUAACAAUACUACACGAACUAAUUCUAUAACUCCUAAUGUACCCUCAGUCCUUCACAGCAGAGAUCUAUCCACUGAUACUGAUGGUCACAAGAAGCCUUCAUUUAGUCAAUCACAGACUGGUAAAACAAGAACUAAACAUAAACGUGGAAAACAUUUUAAAAGGAAAUCUAAUCUUUCCUUGGAUGAGAAAAUUAACGGAGAUAAAAUGUCAUUUUCAUCGUCAGAAUGUGGAAUAUCUUUUACCAGGAAAUUCAUUCUGGAUGGACAUCAGAGAACUCACACAGGAAAGAGACCAUUUUCAUGUUCAGAAUGUGAUAAGUGUUUUAGUCGGAAAUCACAUCUUGUGAGCCAUUUAAGAGUCCACACAGGGGAAAAGCCAUUCUUGUGUUUAGGAUGUGGGAAAUGCUUUAGUCUGAAUACGAAUCUUCAUAGACAUCAGAAAUCUCACACAGGGGAGAAGCCAUUUUCAUGUCCUGAAUGUGGUAAGUGUUUUAGUCAGAAAUCCGAUCUUCAUAGACAUCAGAAAGGUCACACAGGGGAGAAGCCAUAUUCAUGUUCAGAAUGUGGGAAAUGUUUUAGUCUGAAAUCGUGUCUUGAUGGACAUCAGAGAACUCACACUGGAGAGAAGCCAUUUUCAUGUUCAGAAUGUGGAAAAUCUUUUAGUCGUAAAUCAAAUCUUGCUAAACAUCAGAAAACUCACAUGGAAAAGAGAAGCCAAUAUAGGUCACAAUGCAAGACAUAAUGUAACUCACACAUUCUUACUACAGAUGGCAGGAUCUCAGUCUGUGAAUCAGUUAUAGAUACAAGCCAGGUCUUGUUUUAAAGCUGACAAUCAGGUGAAAAGAAAUCCAACACUGCAUGGGGAUCCAGGGAAAAUCUCUUUUAUUUCAUGUGAUAAAACAUCCAACAGACCGGUUUAGAAGUUGCUAAUAUGUUUCAGACCAAUCGGUCCUUACUCAUAGGAUAGUUUGCUAUUUACUUCAAGGAAAGCGGCAGUUGGAGAAUUUGACUGGAGCGGCACACCUGGUAACCUAUUACACAGGUGUCCUAAGGUGAGCUGAGGGAGGAUGGAAACCUUCCAUUGAUAACUAUGCUAUGAGUAAAGACUGUUGGGUCUUAAACAUGUAAACAACUGCACCAGUAGGUUGGAAGUGCUACUGCAUAGAAUAUAGAGAUUUUAUCUGGAUCCCUGUGCAGUGCUGGAUUUCUCUUCACGUUUGAUAAUUUGCUCCAAAACCUUCCAAGCAUUUAAGGAGAAUCCAUGAGAAAAGGGGUGAGCUGAACUGUGUUAUUUUUUUAAAGCUGACAAUCUAGGCUUUAAAACAAGAUCAUGGUCCAAGGCCUUUAGAAACAGGUACCAGUGAAAGCUGCAGAAACCUGCAUCUCUUACUCAUGAGACAAAUUCUAAGGGAUAUAUCUCCUGAUGUGAAGCAGGUAAUGAUCCUGUAGCAGCCCCAAAAUGCUUGAUGGCCUCUCACCUUGAUAAGUGUACAGGACCUAAAGGGGAAAGAGAAGUCAGACAGGACAGGUUGGAACCAGAGAAUGAAAGUCAGAACCAAAUUGAGAAACAAACUCUGAGUAUAAUACCAAACAGGUCAAUACCAGGAAGUCACAUCAGGAGUCAAAUAGUCGAAGUUAGGAAUGGGUCAACGGUCAGAAAUGCAGAGGUACAAACAGUGGCACGGAAGACCAAUCACAGGCAACUGUGGCCAGCAGUUUCCUGUUUAAAUACUCUGCCAACAAGAAGCACAUCAUGCCAACACCAAGCCCAAUUGGUCCAGCUUCCCAUAGCCACCAUAGUGAUGCCAAGAUUGCCACGGUAGCGCGGGCAGAUGAGUACAUGGCAUACCUAUGCUUAUUUGGGAAAACCAUAAUCAUACUGACCUGCAAAAUGGAGGUAACAUUUUUUUAUUCCAUAUGGUAAGCAGUGCAAAUUUCCAAAUGCAAAUGGUGAAAUUGCUGUUGUUUUUUCACAUUCCCACACAGAAAAAGUUAAUAAAAUAAAUCCAUAAGUUGCACCUAAGACUGCCAAAAAAGUUGGAAGGCAACAGUGGAAAAGAUGAUUCAUCCUAAAUGCCUAAAAUAUGCCAGCAGUAAUGGGGUUUGGGGAUACAGAGGCUGAGAAAUGAAAGGAUAGGUGUAAGUACGAAAAGAAAGAAGAAAGUAGUCUUCAUAAUAUAUAAAGCACAAAUAAAGCAUGACAGCGAAGACAAAAGAGAACAUGUAUUAAAGCUUGUAGGGAAAUAAAAUUGAGUUGUUGCCCACGACAAACAAUCAAAUCCCUUUUUUAAUUUUCCAAAAGCUGCCUGAAAAAGUAUAGUUGGAAUGGGAUUGGUUGCCAUUAGCACUGGUUUUGAUAAUUUCUCCUAUUUACUUCAUGUUUCCUAGC
Bufo gargarizans (Asiatic toad) is the source of this 2511-nucleotide messenger RNA. Its product is annotated as gastrula zinc finger protein XlCGF71.1-like. Bases 25 to 864 code for a protein of 279 amino acids. Gene Ontology annotation, molecular function: DNA-binding transcription factor activity; RNA polymerase II cis-regulatory region sequence-specific DNA binding. NCBI's taxonomy places the organism in Eukaryota, Metazoa, Chordata, Amphibia, Anura, Bufonidae. Gene Ontology annotation, biological process: regulation of transcription by RNA polymerase II. The transcript is spliced from 2 exons. The record is from RefSeq and is a predicted model, not a curated record.